AUGCGUUCAAGACGAAGACGAAGAAGACUUCACUCCUCACUCGCUGUUCACAGUCUACUAACCCUCCCACCCACGAUACCAAUGGACUCAAUCACAGAUACAGGUACGAGCACGACGCCGCUUUCAGGAGACACGGUCGUUGCGACGCCCGGAGCCAAAGCGAGGGAUCCACAGGGUACACUCGCCGCUGGGGCCAGUCGCGAGGAACUCGCGUUGCUGCCGCCUCUCCCCACGGGGGAAGAGCUCGAGUUGCAAAGUCCCGUGGACGCGGUGGCGGUGGACCCGCUCGCUGAGGAUGCGGCGGUCUUGGACUCGCCAGAGACGUCACAACAUGGGAUCGUGGAGACCGUUGCAACGAGGCCUAAACCGAUGGCGAAGAUGCCAACACCCCCAGUCACUGAAGCUGCGUUUCUCGACGAGGCCAACAUCUCUCUGGACCUUUCAAGGGCGCUAGAGAUGCCCGAGGCAAGCUCUACGACUCGUGCGGCGAUAACACCGCCGCCUAGAGUAUCCAGCGCUCUCUCGGCAGAGACUGCAGAGACAGGGGUGCUCCAAGUGGACGCACCGCAGGCGACCGUGGCACCAUCACACUUCCCAGCGAGCCUGCUGGGCACCGCACCGCUCUCAAGAUCCAGAAGCAACUCAACAGACCUCGCGUCCAUCUACAACCUCCCAGAACGCAAAUCGCUAGACAGGAAACUGUCAGGGUCUCGCAAGUACCACCACCAUCACCAUCGCGAAGAGAAAGUAGGGUGCCCACCACAGGGACCAGAGAGCAAACCCGCGUCACCACCAACUUUGCAAGAGAGUCCACAACACCCGGCGAAGCGAAUGGGGCUCCUCAGAAGAACCUCCAGCGCUUUGCUCAGAAAGAACCCAUCCCGCUUGCUAAACAGAGGAGCACCCGCAGCUUCCGUGACCACUAAUACAGCGACCACCACCACAAACUCGUCCUCUGCGUCGUCCUCCACACCGUCCUCACCACUAAUACGGAACGUCUCUGCCUUCGACGACACACUGGCGGAGAUGCAGAAACCAACACGCCCAGGGCUCAGAACCCGUAUCUCUUCGUCCUCCACGAGGAUUGCAAGUCUCGGGUCUGCAACAACGGCCCCAUCACCGGUAUCCCGGAAGACCUCCCUCAGUACCAAGAUGCGCAAGGGUAUAUCCCGCGUGUUCAGCUCCGGAGAACUCCCCACCGCGGGUCCCCAGGCUACACAACGACUCGCGGGGCGCACAUCAUUAGGGAGCCUCCGCAGCUUGCAGAACUCGGACGAAACCAGUUCAAUGGGCAGUUCAGGUGGGGAUACCAUUAUCAUACACAAGAAAGCUCCACGACAAGAACACCCUGUGACCCCCACAGACAGCCAGGAUAUACUCAAGCUCGGCCACUCUGCCCCAGUGAUAUAUAUACGGAACACUGGCGUGCACGUCGCUGGCAUCGCACAGGAAUCGAAGCUGGCAGUCGACGCAGGGCAAGUGGGACCCCAAGGGUACGUCGAGAUACUGCGGGACACGGCGCGUGCGGAGGAACGACGACUGUCGCUCGUAGAGCGGAAAUUUAGAGAGUCCGGAUGGUGCUCCACAAGGGAACUAGAGGACCUCAGGGAGAAGAAAGAGGCAGUCGCGAGACUCUGGAGAGACAGGAUCAACGAGUACAGAACGAGCCUCGAAUCGGAAGCGCAAUGA
Messenger RNA from Huiozyma naganishii CBS 8797, 1689 nucleotides. RefSeq lists its product as uncharacterized. The transcript has a single exon. The record is from RefSeq and is a predicted model, not a curated record. NCBI's taxonomy places the organism in Eukaryota, Fungi, Ascomycota, Saccharomycetes, Saccharomycetales, Saccharomycetaceae. The coding region runs from base 1 to 1689 and encodes 562 amino acids.